AAUGGGUUCCUCUAUACUCAAAACACAAACAAUCACAAUGGUUCUAUCAGUGUUGUUCUUGAUUGUGUGUACAGUGGCUGAAGAGGAGAACAAAAGCGGUUUUUGUUAUGACCCGCAACCGCAACCCAAAUCAGAUUGCGAUGCACAAAAAUGUUCUGAUAGAUGCCUAGAUAUGGGCUACAUUAGAGGCCUCUGCAAACUCAUUUAUCCACCUACGCCUUAUGCGUUUUGCGUUUGUGAAAAGCCUUGUACUCCUUCAGAAGUAAAUGAGACCAAUCUUUCCCCGAACUGA
Lactuca virosa is the source of this 292-nucleotide messenger RNA. NCBI's taxonomy places the organism in Eukaryota, Viridiplantae, Streptophyta, Magnoliopsida, Asterales, Asteraceae. The record is from the annotation of a GenBank genome assembly.